AUGGGCAGACGCCAAAAGGCACUCAAGCGAACACGUAACGCUGCGAGUCAACAGCAGCUGCUGCGCGCAGCUGCUGCUGGAGGACAGCAGCAGCAGCAGCAGCAGCAGCAGCAGCAAACUGGCAGUGAACUUUUUUGCUGCUGCAGCAUCGCCCACGAAAGUCACAGUCAAGAACCUCAAGCCAGGCAAGUUGGAACAAUUUACAAACUGACUUGUUUGUACCGGCACGUGCCUUCGAACUUUCUGUUUCGUUUUUGCGCCAAGACGAAAAACAAGCUGAAGGCGAAGCUGCAGCAGCAGCAGCAGCAGCAGCAGCAGCAGCAGCAGCAGCAGCAGUACGCCACUCAGGAGGAGUGGCAGCAACUUCAAAAGUUCCUUUUUUUCGAUUUAUUCAAAAUGAAACAAAACCCUUUUUUGCCAGAUCGCUUCGAACUCAAAACACUCCCCCAAGCCUGGGCCUCUCCGGCCUCUUCCACCCACAGCAAACAGCCCCUCAGCCCCGUCGCCUCAGCUAGCUAG
Messenger RNA from Eimeria necatrix, 519 nucleotides. RefSeq lists its product as hypothetical. The coding region runs from base 1 to 519 and encodes 172 amino acids. The record is from RefSeq and is a predicted model, not a curated record. Lineage: Eukaryota; Apicomplexa; Conoidasida; Eucoccidiorida; Eimeriidae. The transcript has 3 exons.